AUGUACCACCCUACGUGCGCCUUUGCCUGCCAUGACGCCUUGAGCAGCUACCAGCUCAACUGUUCUACGUCACUCAAUCAUACUAUGACCGGAGGGCACCUAGGUGAUACGUCGAUGCCGGCGUUCAUCACUUCGCCAGAUUGUUAUGCAACCGACGAUAACUUUCUUAGCAGUGUUGCCUACUGUAUCAGCACGCAUUGUUCUCAUGAAUCCGUUUCCGACAUCGAGCAUUAUUGGAAUGCCUUUCUUGUUGGCCGUAUUCCUGACCAGCCUAUUCCUAAGGAGUCAUAUUCAACCGCCUUGCAACACGCUGUUCCAUCUCCAGUCACGGUUGCGGACCCUACGUCGUUGCUUAAUACCACUACGUUAGUUAGUGAGUAUAUAUACACGGCUAUAUACAAUUCCGAUUCCUAUUUUGAACAGAUGGAAACUAGGCAGAAUGACUUCGGGUUGACUGUUCUGAUUACCGGCGUCGCAAUACCAGUCGCAUGCUCCUUAUUGCGAUUUGUUCCCUUUCCGAAGACAUGGCAGAGUCGCUUCAACGCCUACUUCAUUGAUCCACCUAUGUUCGGACAUAAACACCGCGAGCCAUUCCGAAAUCUCGCCCUCGUUCCUACCCGUGGCCAAGCAUUGCUGAUUUCAUAUUUUGUUCUCAUAAACGUCGUCUUGUCUUGUGUUGACUAUCGACUUAUCAUGCCCAAUCUCUACUAUGGGGCAAAAAAGGAUCAGUUAUUAGUCUACAUCGGCAACCGACAAGGAGUUCUUAGUUUUGCCAAUAUUCCGCUCCUGGUUCUUUAUGCUGGUCGCAACAAUAUUCUCCUGUGGAUUACUAACUGGUCGCAUUCAACUUUCCUCCUGCUUCACCGCUGGAUUGCAUUGAUAUGCACUGUCGAAGCAUGCCUACACUCGGCAGUUUAUCUCCAGAUAUACGUCGCUCUAGGCCAGCAUUCCACUGAGAGCAAGCUUCCGUACUGGAUAUGGGGAAUUGUUGCUACUUUGUUACUGUGUAUCCUGCUUCCCGCCAGCAUUCUCCCCUUGCGACAGAAGCUUUACAACGUCUUUCUCGCCUCCCAUUUCGUCUUCGCGUUUCUCGCCUUAAUUAGCUGCUACUUUCACAUUUACUACCGAUACGCAAAUCAAUGGGGUUACGAGACGUGGUUGUACAUCGCCUUCGCCAUGUGGGGAUUCGAUAGAGUCUUGCGUUUUGCUCGACUGGCACGAAACGGGGUCAGAAAGGCCGAGAUCACCGUCAUUGACGAGGAUUACAUCCGUGUUGACGUACCCGGUAUUGCUGCCUCUGGAAAUGCAUAUCUCUAUUUCCCGACGCUAAGCUGGAGAGUGUGGGAGAAUCACCCGUUCUCUGUCAUGGGAACUAUGAUGCCCCAGGAACAGCAAAAGACAUCCAGCGCGAAGCCUACAUCAGCUUCCUCCCGGAUCCCAUCGAGUGAAGUGGAAAAGGCACCUGCUCACGCCUCCGCACGCGCCUCUCUCGAUGUCGACAGGUCCCACGAUGCACCUCUCACAGACCCCUAUUUCAAGCCUGGCCUAACGUUCUUCCUACGCACAACGACAAAGGGACUCACUGGCAUCCUACGGGGCAGAAGCACGCUUCCUGUUCUCGUCGAGACCUCAUACACAUCAUCUUCCCUUGACGAGGUGCGAACGGUCCCGAACUGCGUCGUUAUCGCAGGCGGCGUUGGCAUCACUGCGGUGGGGCCGCUUCUCCGCUCCCGUACCGCCGGCCGCUUGCGUCUUUUCUGGGGGGUACGGAGUCGGCCGCUAGUUGACGCUGUGCGGAGCGCUUUAGGUGCCGAGGCCUUGGCGCCGAGCAUCGUGGGCGAGAUCGCGAUAGAGAAAAGGCUCAACCUUCGCGCGAUUCUCCAUCGCGAGGUCUUGGAGAAUAGCGAGACGGUGGUCGUGGUUAGCGGUCCUGUCACGAUGGCGGACGAGGUGCGCGCAAUUGUGUGUGAGCUUGGACGAAAGGGUCGGGCUGUGAAGCUGGUUGAUGAGGCGUUUGGUUGGUGA
This is a messenger RNA of Hypoxylon fragiforme, 2025 nucleotides long. Its product is annotated as ferric reductase like transmembrane component-domain-containing protein. The coding region runs from base 1 to 2025 and encodes 674 amino acids. The record is from RefSeq and is a predicted model, not a curated record. Gene Ontology annotation, cellular component: plasma membrane. Lineage: Eukaryota; Fungi; Ascomycota; Sordariomycetes; Xylariales; Hypoxylaceae. Gene Ontology annotation, molecular function: ferric-chelate reductase activity. The transcript has 2 exons. Gene Ontology annotation, biological process: copper ion import; iron ion transport; intracellular iron ion homeostasis.